Cyprinodon variegatus (sheepshead minnow) is the source of this 1280-nucleotide messenger RNA. Its product is annotated as tumor necrosis factor receptor superfamily member 14-like. The coding region runs from base 672 to 1280 and encodes 202 amino acids. Gene Ontology annotation, molecular function: transmembrane signaling receptor activity; protein binding. Gene Ontology annotation, cellular component: membrane; external side of plasma membrane. Gene Ontology annotation, biological process: positive regulation of cytokine production involved in immune response; immune response; signal transduction. The transcript has 6 exons. The record is from RefSeq and is a predicted model, not a curated record. NCBI's taxonomy places the organism in Eukaryota, Metazoa, Chordata, Actinopteri, Cyprinodontiformes, Cyprinodontidae.
UUCACAUAUCUAUGUUAUAAUGUUGAUGUUAAAAGGGGAUUUUGACAAAACAAAUGAUGAUUUACUGUUAAACCUCCAAACAUUAUUGCCUCAUUAUUGUUGCAAUUGAUUAUUUUGGUGUUCUGCAAGGUUAAUUACAAAUUUAUGUCACAGUGAAACUACCUGCAGCUUUAAUAAUUUAGAGAGCUGAAAAUAACCAAGUGCCAGGGAAUAUAUUAUUUAGAAGGGAAGGAGUCCAUGAGUUAAGAGAUACACAUAGAUAACAAUUAGAACCUAAAGAGGUUCCUGUGUUUCUGUGGGUGAAGCUGAGGGACAGCAUGAAUGUGGAGCUGAAGCAGCAUUCAAACAUCAAACGGGUUAUAAAAGAGAAAAAAAUAGAUAUGAAUAUUGGAGUAAAAAAUACUGAUUAUAAUUUUUAUAUAAGUACUAAUGUUGUUACUACCAGCUGUUACUAGAUUGUAUAAUUUUGAUUAAAGUGAGCUUCACAGGAGGUUUUACCAUGAAAUGCACUUUUAUUACUUUAUCUUUUUGUUUUUUGGAAGUUGUUGUUUGUAAUGGGAAGCUGAUGGUAAUAAUGUUGAUGGGGGGUUAAUCUAAGUAUCCUUUGAGAGUUUGAAUAAUCUCAAAAAAUAUGCCUGAUAUUUACUGUUGAAUUCACUACUGAUGCUGAAAUGAAAAGGAAAAUUCUCUUUUAUUUUUCACAGAUGUUUUUAAUUCAACAUAUGAGUGUCAGCGCCUUGACCUGUCACUCUACAGAGUAUAAGAUUGGAAACGAAUGCUGUCCAAUGUGCUCUGCUGGCAAUCGGGUAAAAACAGACUGUACAGAGUUCAGAAGCACAUCCUGUUUACCCUGUGCUGAUGGAACAUAUAUGGAGAACCCUACAGGAAAAAAGCAAUGUAACCCAUGCACUAUAUGUGAUAAAGGUUCUGGUCUGAGGCUGAAAAUCAAAUGUUCACGAUCAUCUGAUACAGUUUGUGAAGCUCUGGAAGGAUAUUUCUGUAUCGACUUUGUUAAAGGCAGCUGUGAUGCUGCAAAAAAGCACAGCAGCUGUAAACCUGGACAAUAUAUUAGCAAAGCAGGAACGUCGCUGUCAGACACUGAAUGCUCUGAAUGCAGCAGAGGAACAUUUUCUAAUGGAUCAUUAACACUCUGUCAGCCACACACACAAUGCAAGGAACUAAAUCUUCAGCUGGUUAAAGAAGGAACAACUUCAACUGAUGCAGAGUGUGGAGAAAAAAAUAUAUAUGUGGCUGCUGCUGUUGGGAUUUCUGUUUAUUAG